AUGUCCAUCGACUUGUCCACCAUAGUCUCCCUCGAAUUGAUACAGAAUCUCCAGAACCCCAAGUCGAAGGAGAGCUUGUUCGGCCUCAUGAACGCGACACUCACCCCGAUGGGAAGCAGACUGCUCCGGGCCAACAUCCUCCAGCCCUCCACCGAGGAGUCCAAGUUGCUGGCGCGGUAUGAUGCCGUCGAAGACCUGUCAACGAAGGAGGAGAUGUUUUUGUCCGUCCGACAAGCGUUGAAAGGCUUUGUCGAUGCAGAUAAAGCGCUCUCGUCGAUCUGCGCUCCAGCGAGCCAUCGUGCCGUCGAAGACAUGAUUGAGACCACUCUCAAUGAACAUGUGGCUUAUCAGACCAAGCCGCUUGACCUCAGGAACCAGAGGAUCUACUGUGUCCGGGCCGGCGUGAACAGUCUCCUCGACGUCGCCAGACAGACAUACAAAGAGGCCAACAUGGACGCAACAGAGCUCGUGUCCAAACUCCAAGAAACCCACGAUAUCACAUUAGACCUCAAGUACGACACCGCACGCCAAUACUACAUCAGCAUCUCCGCCGCCGAGAUAGCCACCACCCUCCCAAACGUCUUCAUCAACGUCUACCGCAAGAAGAACCGCAUCGAAUGCCAGACCCUCGACCUGGUCAAGCUCAACCAGAAGAUCGUCGACGCCCACAACGAAGUCCUCAACAUGAGCGACCAAACCAUCCAAGACCUCAUCGCCUCCGUCUGCCUCUCCAUCUCGCACCUCUUCAAAGUCAGCGAGGCCAUCGCCCUGCUCGACAUGCUCGCGGCCUUUGCCCACCUCGCCUCAGCCCACGACUACAUCCGCCCCGAGCUGACCGACACCCUCGCGCUCAGAUCCGCCCGCCACCCCAUCCGCGAGAAGAUCCACACAAAGAAAUUCGUCCCCAACGACGCCUACGCCACCGACACCUCGCGCUUCCAGAUCAUCACCGGCUGCAACAUGAGCGGCAAGUCCACCUACAUCCGCACCAUCGCCCUCACCACCGUCAUGGCGCAGGCCGGCUCCUUCGUGCCCGCCGCCUACGCCUCCCUCCGCAUCGCAUCCCAGCUCUUCGCCCGCGUCUCCACCGCCGACGACCUCGCCGCAAACGUCUCCACCUUUGCCGCCGAAAUGCGCGACAUGGCACGCAUCCUGCGCGCCCUCGACCCCCGCGCCCUCGUCAUCGUCGACGAGCUCGCCCGCGGCACCUCCACCACCGACGGCCUCGCCAUCGCCCUCGCCCUCGCCGAGGCCCUCAUCGAGAGCCGCGCCCGCGUCUGGUUCGUCACCCACUUCCACGACCUGGUGGCCAUCCUCUCCGAGCGCGCCGGCGUCGUCGCCCUGCACCUCGCCGCCGACCUCGCCCCGGACGCUUCCAAGAUGACCAUGCUCUACCGCGUCGCCGAGGGCCCGGACACCACCCGCUUCUACGGCCUUGCCCUCGCGAAGCUCGUCGACCUGCCCGCCGCCGUGCUGGACACCGCGCAGGCCGUCUCGGCGCAGAUGAACGAGCUCGUCCGCCGCCGCCAGAGCCGUUCGCGCGCGGCGGCUGUCGCCCGCAAGCGCAAUUUGAUCCUCGCGCUGAGGGAGCAGCUUGUCCAGGCGCGCGAUGCGAACAUGUCCGGCGACGCGUUGCGCGGCUGGCUGCGCCGGCUGCAGGAUGAGUUUGCGCUCAAGAUGGCGGCCAUUGAUCAGGAUGUGGCGGCGUUUAGCGACAGUGACGCGCAGUCGAUGGUCUUGCAGCGGACGGAGACGGUGUCGGACGGGGAGCAGGAGCGUCUGGACGAGGAGUCAGAGAGCGUGGUGACAGAGGAACGUCCUGUCAUUGAGAUCUCGUCGGACGACGUUUCGAACAGCGGAACUUCCAUUGAUUAA
Aspergillus terreus NIH2624 is the source of this 1875-nucleotide messenger RNA. RefSeq names its product MutS family protein MSH4. Lineage: Eukaryota; Fungi; Ascomycota; Eurotiomycetes; Eurotiales; Aspergillaceae. The coding region runs from base 1 to 1875 and encodes 624 amino acids. The record is from RefSeq and is a predicted model, not a curated record. Gene Ontology annotation, molecular function: ATP-dependent DNA damage sensor activity; ATP binding; mismatched DNA binding. Gene Ontology annotation, cellular component: nucleus. Gene Ontology annotation, biological process: mismatch repair; reciprocal meiotic recombination. The transcript is spliced from 5 exons.